This is a messenger RNA of Daucus carota subsp. sativus, 1081 nucleotides long. Its product is annotated as nicotianamine synthase. Gene Ontology annotation, molecular function: nicotianamine synthase activity. The record is from RefSeq and is a predicted model, not a curated record. The transcript has a single exon. Bases 43 to 897 code for a protein of 284 amino acids. Lineage: Eukaryota; Viridiplantae; Streptophyta; Magnoliopsida; Apiales; Apiaceae. Gene Ontology annotation, biological process: nicotianamine biosynthetic process.
CAUUCUUUGUAAUAAACAAACAACAAUACCAGCUAUACUACAAUGGCUUCCAUGCAAAACUCAACCUUCGAAACUCAAGUCCCAACCGAGUACCUCAUAGCUCGCGUAACACAAAUCCAUUCCAGCAUCUGCAAGCUCGAGUCUUUAAGGCCUUCGAAGCAAGUGAACGCAUUGUUCACUCAGCUUGUCAAUCUCUGCAUCCUCCCAUCAGCCAUAGACAUUUCCACCAUACCCCAAGAAACACAAACCAUGCGUCAGAAUCUUAUUUUACUUUGCGGUCGAGCCGAAGGCCUUCUCGAGCUCGAAUUCGCAACAUUUUUAACAAAAGUACCGAACCCUAUGGACAAUCUUGACUUGUUUCCAUACUAUGGAAACUACGUCAAGUUAGCCAAUUUGGAGCACACAAUUCUUGUUCAGAAUGGCGUGGUGCAGCCUAAGAGACUCGCGUUCGUCGGGUCCGGGCCGAUGCCACUGACCUCAUUUGUACUGGCAACCGAACACUUAAAGUACACCAGCUUUGAUAACUUCGACAUUGAUGAAUCAGCCAAUAAUGUAGCACGUGAGAUUGUGAGUACUAAUGUUGAUCUCGAGAAGAGGAUGAAAUUUAGAACGUGUGAUAUAUUGGAUGUGAAGGAGGAGCUCAAGGAAUACGAUUGUGUCUUUCUUGCGGCUCUGGUGGGCAUGGACAAGGACUUGAAGGUGAAGAUCAUAUCGCAUAUUAGGCAUUAUAUGAAGGAAGGGGGGUUUUUGCUUGUGAGGAGUGCUCACGGGGCUCGGGCUUUUCUGUACCCCGUGGUUGAGGAGGAGGAUUUUUCGGGGUUUGAGGUUCUGUCCAUCUUCCAUCCCUCUGAUGAUGUGGUGAAUUCGGUUGUUCUUGUUCGUAAACCCGUCUUCUAAGUUCUGCAAGAAGCUGUGACUGUGUGUGCUCUAUAGCUAUCUGUUCAAGGUUUUCGUGGUUUAAAACUAGUAGCAAAGGUCUUGUUUGGUAUUGUAAUAGAGUGGCGUUAGCCAUGCAGGCUUGUUCGUUCAAAAUUAUCAAUAAAAGUUUUUUAUGUACUCAACAAAUUUACAUUAACAUGUG